Messenger RNA from Vombatus ursinus (common wombat), 3276 nucleotides. It is a transcript of the gene PRG4, whose product is annotated as proteoglycan 4. Gene Ontology annotation, biological process: immune response. Lineage: Eukaryota; Metazoa; Chordata; Mammalia; Diprotodontia; Vombatidae. Gene Ontology annotation, molecular function: polysaccharide binding; scavenger receptor activity. The transcript has 14 exons. The record is from RefSeq and is a predicted model, not a curated record. Bases 80 to 3250 code for a protein of 1056 amino acids.
ACCAAUAUAUAAAGCAUCCAGGACAUCAGAGAUACACACAUGUCCCUUGCCCGAGAAGAUUCAAUACCUGAAAACAGCCAUGGAGUGGAAAGUGCUUCCUAUUCACCUGUUGGUGUUUUGUCUUUUUUUGAUACAAGUUUCUUCUCAAGAUUUACCAAGCUGUGCAGGGAGAUGUGGGGAAGGGUAUACUAGAGAUGCCGCCUGCAACUGUGAUUAUAACUGUCAAUACUACAUGGAGUGCUGUCCUGAUUACAAGAAAGUCUGCACUGUGGAGCUUUCCUGUAAAGGCCGUUGCUUUGAGUCAUUUGCAAGAGGAAGAGAAUGUGACUGCGAUGCUGCCUGUAAGAAGUAUGGCAAAUGCUGUCCAGAUUAUGAGGACUUCUGUGAAGAAGUACAUAAUCCAACAACACCACCACCAUCUCCAAAGACUCCGCGGCCAUCUCCAGAAGCACAAACCAUCAAAUCAACAACUAAACGUUCCCCGAAAACUCCCAAGAAGAGGACCCCUGACAAAGUGGUAGAAUCAGAGGAAAUAACAGAAGAACAUUCUGUUUCUGAAAAUCAGGAAUCCUCCUCUUCCUCUUCUUCUUCCUCUUCAACUGUUCGGAAAACCAAGUCUUCCAAAAAUUCAGCUGCUAAUACAGUACCCAAGAAGAAACCCAAAGCUAAAGAUUCAAAGAAGAAGAGAACCCCCAAAGACAAGCCUACUCCAGCACCUCCAGCUGUAGAUGAUGCAGGAAGUGGAUUAGACAAUGGGCCUUUCAAGCCCACUGCUGCUCCUGAAGCUACUGUUCCUACCUUCCAGCCCAAUAAAGUCACCACAAGACUCAAAAUGACAACAGCAGCACCGCCAGUAACUUCUAAGGAGAGUAAUAAGGUCACACCUAAGAAAACUAAAACAACUGAAAAGGAGACAUCAACAGCUGCUAAAGAGACAUCAGUUGUAACAAAAGAGGAGACUAGUGCAGAUAAACAGAUCUCAACUACAGCUAAAGAGACAACUACUUCAGCAAAAGAAACACUGACUACAGAGACAAUGACAGCUGCUAAAGACCCUAAGCCCACACCUAAGGACCCUGAGCCUACACCCAAAGACCCCAAGCCUACACCCGAGGACCCUAAGCCCACACCAAAAGACCCCAAGCCUACACCCGAGGACCCUAAGCCCACACCCAAAGACCCCAAGCCUACACCCGAGGACCCUAAGCCCACACCAAAAGACCCCAAGCCUACACCCGAGGACCCUAAGCCCACACCCAAAGACCCCAAACCUACACCUGAGGACCCUGAGCCUACACCUGAGGAUCCUGCUCCCUUUCCCAAAGACACAACUUCUGUACCUACUACACCUGAAGUGACUACAAUUGCUAAGGGUAAAGUAACUGAAAAAGAUACACCUACUGCUCCCAAAAUCACAGCUGUUCCACCUAAGGUGACAAGUACAACCACUGAAGUGACAACAAGAACAGUCAGUUCACCAAAAGUGACAACUAAAGUGACAACUACUACAGCUAAAGCAACAACUACUGCCACCAAAGUGACAACUACUACUGCUAAAGAAACAACUACCAAAGCUGAAGAAACAGCAACUGUAUCAGAUGAGAAAACUCCUCCUAAAGUGACAACUCCUACACCUAAAAAGCCAACUCCUAAAAUGACAACCACCACAACCAAAGAGACAACUGCUAUACCGGAUGAGACUACUACUCCCCCUAAAGUCACUCCUAAGCCUAAAACGACAACUCCUGUCCCUAAAGUGACAACCACCACAACCAAAGAGACAACAACCACAACCAAAGAGACAACUGCUGUACCGGAUGAGACUACUACUCCCCCUAAAGUCACCCCUAAGCCUAAAACGACUACUCCUGUCCCUAAAGUGACAACCACCACAACCAAAGAGACAACUACCACAACCAAAGCAACAACUGCUGUACCGGAUGAGACUACUACUGCCCCCAAAGUCACCCCUAAACCUAAAAAAACUCCUGUCCCUAAAGUGACAACACUGAAACCAGUGAAGACAACAAAAAAGACACCCACAAAAGCCAAGGAAACAACCAUGGUAACAAAAGACAGAACUACUCCUUUGGUUCCAACUCCUGACCCUAAAGUGACCAACAAGAAGACUGCAUCUGCACCUAAGAAACCAGUAACUACACCUAAAAUCACAACUACAAGUGAAGAGACAUCAACAAUGACUGAAGUGAACUCUACGCCACUGGCUGAGGCUAUCCUUCAAACCAUUCCUGGACCCAACAGAAGGCCAAACUCAGAAAUAACAACCUCUCUUACUAUAACAGAAGUCACUCCAAAGAAUGAAAAUGUAAAUGUUUUUGAGCAGCAGAAGCCUUACCUGAAUUCUAGGCCUCCUGUGUUUAUUCCAAUAGGUAUCCCGGGUUCUAGCAUCUAUGGGGGAAGACCCAGUCAAGGCAUUGUUAACUUGCCAAUGCUUUCAGAUGAGACUAACUUAUGCAAUGGCAAGCCAGUAGAUGGACUGACUACUUUGCGCAAUGGGACACUGGUCGCAUUUCGAGGUCAUUAUUUCUGGUUGUUGAAUCCAUCCACUCCCCCAUCACCAGCUCGAAGAAUUACUGAGGUUUGGGGUAUCCCUUCUCCCAUUGACACUGUCUUUACUAGAUGUAACUGUGAAGGAAAAACUUUCUUUUUUAAGGAUUCUCAGUACUGGAGAUUCACCAAUGAUGUAAAAGAUCCAGGUUAUCCUAAACCAAUUGUUAAAGGAUUUGGAGGUCUAAAUGGGAAAAUAGUGGCAGCUCUAUCAAUAGCAAAAUACAAGAACAGGCCGGAAUCUGUGUAUUUUUUCAAGAAAGGUGGCACCAUUCAACAGUAUACUUAUCAACAGGAACCAACUAAAAAGUGUUCUAGAAGAAGAUCCACUAUAAACUAUUCAGUUUAUGGAGAACCCACCCAAAUCAGGAGGCGUCGCUAUGAGCGGGCUAUCAUUUCCUCCCAAACACAUACCAUUAGAAUAAGCUAUUCACCCGUCAGAGUUACUUAUCAAAAAGGUUUCCUGCAUAAUGAAGUUAAAGUGAAUACAGCUUGGAGAGGCCUUCCAAACAUGGUUACCUCAGCUAUAGCACUGCCUAACAUUAGAAAACCUGAUGGUUAUGAUUACUAUGCCUUUUCUAAAGAUCGAUAUUAUAACAUUGAUGUGCCUAGCAGAACAGCAAACUUAAUCAUCACCCGUUCUGGACAGACACUAUCCAAUGCCUGGUAUAAAUGUCCAUAAGUCUGAUUUCAAAAGAUAUGAAUAAC